AUGAAUGAACAAGCAAAGAAGAAUGAGACUAUGAAUGCACAAAGUGGCAUGGAAAGAAAGGUGGAAACUGUGGAUUAUCGAUCUUCCGCAGGGCAAGGUCAAGAAGAGAGGAACGUGCAGGUAAUUCACCAGCCCCAUUCGGCCACCAGUGGUGGCGUUCUUACUAAUGCUGCUGCAGCCGUGGCGUCCACUCUACAGUCUGCCAAGGAAGCCAUAUCCAAAAAAUAA
Molecule: messenger RNA, 228 nt
Organism: Gastrolobium bilobum
Lineage: Eukaryota; Viridiplantae; Streptophyta; Magnoliopsida; Fabales; Fabaceae
Exons: 2
Coding region: 1-228 (75 amino acids)
Source: RefSeq, a predicted model, not a curated record